AAAGAGAAAAGGUAUCUAAUGGACUUGGGUCUUUGCGUUUUGGUCUUGUGAUAAAAUUCUAGAUUUAUUUGUUUGUUUAAUUUAUAUUCAAGCAGUGUAAAUAAUGAAUAAUGCACCGCAGUUUUCAUUGCGUUGGAACAACUAUGUUACACACGUGACAGAGGCUUUUAAUGUGCUUCGAUUCGAGAACGAUUUAGUGGACGUGACCCUAUGUUGUGAUGGUGGUAAAAUAAAGGCACAUAAAAUGUUGCUAUCCGCCUGCAGCAACUACUUCAAGCAAAUAUUCAAAGAAAACCCUUGCCAGCAUCCUGUGAUAAUAUUUAGAAACUUCAAGUAUGAAGACCUAAAUGCAAUCAUUAACUUCAUGUACCAUGGAGAAGUAAACAUUUUUCAGGAGCAAUUGGAAUCAUUUCUAAUCACAGCUGAGCUUCUAGAAGUUAAGGGUCUCACAGAUAGUAUGGAGGAAGAAUCAUCUAAAACCCAGAUAAGAGUGAAUGACAAUGCCUCUCUAGAUCUAAGUUCAAAGUCAAAUAGACUGACUGAAGAUAUUGUGCCUGUAUUAACAGACGAGCCAAUAAAUCUGGCCACCGUACAAAAUGCUAAAGAUGACUACAUUCCACAACCGGCUUUACCAAAACCUUUAUCUGAUAAUUUCAAUCUGGAUAUUGAUAGACUAGAACCACAGCCUGAAACAUCUAAAACAGAAUCUGAAAGUAACAAAACAAAACCCACUGCAAAUGAAGAUAUGCAAGUUGACUUACAAACCACAACAGCUGAAGAUUUGUCUGAAAAAUCAACUUCAGAAUCAGAAUUAGCAAAAUUCCGAUGCCAGUUAUGUCCAAAAGGAUUUAAACAUCCAACUUCAUUGACACUGCACAAAGACUCGCAUGCAGGAAAAACACAAUGUCCAGUAUGUCUUCGCUCAUUCUCAAGAUCAUAUGACAUGAGAAGCCAUCUUCAAAGAAUACACCAAGGAAAACAAUUAACUAUUAAAGAAAUCCGUUACAAGAACACCAAUGAUAAUAAUAUAGGACCCAAGCAAUUUACUCAUCACAUCUAGUUAUAACAAAAUGGUAACAAUAGUUAUCUAUAUAGCACUUAGUGCAAAAUGCCUAUGUAAU
Molecule: messenger RNA, 1121 nt
Organism: Chilo suppressalis (striped riceborer)
Lineage: Eukaryota; Metazoa; Arthropoda; Insecta; Lepidoptera; Crambidae
Source: the annotation of a GenBank genome assembly